This is a messenger RNA of Bursaphelenchus okinawaensis, 1333 nucleotides long. The record is from the annotation of a GenBank genome assembly. NCBI's taxonomy places the organism in Eukaryota, Metazoa, Nematoda, Chromadorea, Rhabditida, Aphelenchoididae.
AUGCCGAUAAUUGGAUGGGUGGACAUCGUGAUAUUGUUAUUGGUCGGCGGAACUUUAGGCUUAAAUUACAUCAAUGGAUGCAGUAAACCGGCUCAGCACAAAAAAGGUAGAAUGCUACAAUUUAUUUUCUUUUGGUUAUGUUUUAAGUAAUGGAAUGCUUAAAUUAUAAGGUUUAGGUAUUAAAUUCAUGGUAGUUUUACUUUUCGAGUUUUCUGAAAACUGAAAGAUUUAUAUCAAAAAUAAAAAUAUAUGUAUUGUAAAGCAUAAAAAGGAGUAUGUAAUGUGACAAUUUCGUAUUUAUAUAUUGUCUUUGAAAGAAGUUGUGAUCAUUUUAAUAAGUCGAAAAGCGAAAAAAGUUCGAUUCCGCGUGGAAAUCAAGCUUCUUUUGGGUUUCUGUGCACUAUAACUCUUUGUAAAUUAAUGUUUUGGUUAAGAAACUUUUAGAAUAAAAUAACCAGCUUGUUUUCUACAUGACAAACAACUCUUUUUUCAAUUUUAGGCAAGUCUAAUAAGUCCAAGAACAAAAAGAAGAAGAGCAGCAAGAAAGGAAGUGAUAAGAAGAAGGGCAAAACCAUGAGAACUGAUGGAAAAUCAGCCAUUGAUGAUGUUGACGAGGAUCCGGAUUUGAAAUCUCGUAGCAAUUAUGACAUUGACACUCCAUGCAGUGAGGAACAUGUUGAUGAAGAUGGGAAGGACAAACCGGCUGCUGUAAAGGGUAAAGCUGCUGGUACUGGUACAGCUGGUGUUACAAGUAAGAAAUUUUAUUUAAUUUUGUAGGGACUUUUCGGGUUAAUUUUGGAAUAGUACUACUGGUGCAAAUACGUUGUUUUUAAAUUUUAAAAACAACAAUGUUAUUUUAGGCGCAACCAACGGUACAGCUGGCUCGCUAACAGCUGGAACUCCCACUAAGACUCGACCAGAAAGCAAAGGAAGUGCAGAAAGUGGCAAUGAAGCAACAGGAGUUCAGGAUGCGGACCCAACCCCAGAAAAAUCUCAAAAAGGUCAUGGCAAGGCGGCCGGUGGCCACAAAACUCAGGACCAGCCAACCAACGGUACCACUUGUACGUCGCCGGAGGGUAGUGAUAAAGAAGUCAAAAAAGAAUCGAUAAGAAAGCCACACCCAACUGUGACCACGCAAGCUACGGCUGGUACACCUGUCGAAGGCCGAGGAGAGAAGAAGGGUCUAAAGAAGCAUCAGAAGGCGAAGCCGAGCGAAGGAAAACUAACUCGAACACGGACUCACGAGAAAGCGGACAACGAAUCCUGGUCGCCUGUUGCAGGAACUCCUGUAGCCAACACGGCACCUACGCUGCAGAAGUCGAAUUCUGAAUGA